CACUGAAACGUCGCGGGGGUAGGACGUCUGCGCGCCGCAAGCAUCGCCCGCACUCCGCUCGAAAAAAUAUAUUCGAAUAAUUUUAAUCAAAGUUCACUAUUGACUCUUAACUGUUAUAGACGUAUUGCAUGUGAUUUAUUUUCGAGUGGACCUGAAACUUUUUCUUUUUUUUAGGUCAAAAUUUAAGUGUUGCUAAAGUGGUAGUGUCGAGUUAAUGAAUGUUGACGAUGUUGACAGAUGAGCGUGGUAAAUUAUGAAGAAAGAUAUAGAACUGAAAGAGAUAAAGAAACACAAAGCUACACUCUUAUGAUGGUGGCGCACCUCAAGCCCGCAUCCACAAGUUAAGAAGAAACAGGACUUGCGUUACCAAAAAGCCAAGAAAGUCUGAAGACAGUGCACAUCAUAUGAUCUAAAUGCCUUAUUUAAGAGAAGAGUGCGCUGCCUUAAGGCGCCGACUAUGUUUGACUCGACCAAGGGCGCACUACUCGUAGCGCCCUCUUUGUCCAACAGCUCGUGUUGGCUGAAUGGCAAGGGCUGGCCUUCCACGUUCCCAGCACCAGCUGAUAUUUUAAAAGCAUUCUUCAUAUUCGCACUUUCUAUGUCAAUUGUUUUUGGGAACUUGGUUCUGAUCUGCGUUUUGAAUAACAGGAGGUAUAUCAAGUAUAUUGAUAACCAGCCCAGAUACUUACUGACCUCGCUCGCAUUGAACGAUUUAUUCACGGGAAUCUUGAUAGCCCCAGUGGCUCUCCUGCCGGCUUUGUACAAGUGCUGGCCAUACGGAGAGAUAUUCUGUCAAAUACAGGCUCUCCUGCGUGGAGCAGUGAGUCAACAAAGUGCGGUUAUAUUGGUCUGCAUGGCUAUCGACAGAUAUUUGUAUUUGUUGCACCCGGACACCUAUCACAAACAUUCGAGUAAAAAAGGCUGCGUUCUUGUGAUAAGCAUAACUUGGAUACUAUCAGUUUCGCUGUUCGCUAUCAUGGUGCUACCGAGGUCUGGUUACUACUUCAACUCAACGGGGCUCAUGGCGUGCGAUGUCUUCCAUAGCAGAGUUGCUUUCAGGAUAUUAUCAUGCUGCGCCUACUACUUCCCUACUACAAUGGCGUUGAUGUACUGUUACGGCUCUGGGUUCCACGUCAGCAAGACCAGGGGGAAAUUCGACCCAGAACCUCUGAGACCCAACGGAGUGCCUGUACCGUGUGCGAAGACUUCGCACGGUGAACAUGAAGUGGUGAUUCAAGCCCCAGUAAGGCCACACAGCGUGAGCACGUCACGUACUAUGGCUGCGAUGUCAUUAGGUUUCAUCGUUAUGGUCACUCCGGCCACUAUUCAGGAAGUAGUUGCGGCUUGUACCGGCUGCAAGGUACCUCCUUCCCUGGACUUCAUCGUCACGUGGUUGGCGCUAAGCAACAGUUUUUGGAAUCCAUUUCUAUAUUGGCUAUUAAAUAGUCAUUUUAGAAGGAUUAGUCAUGAAUUGCUACAGUACUAUGUUUGCUGUCGGAGAUCAAAAUCUUUCCCAAGUUACGAGAAACCCACAACAGGAUGUUGUGGGUCCCCCGUCACAUCCGAUGGUUUACAUUCAAAAGGCGAAUUUGAGGGCCUCGGAGAAAAGUACUGGGGCGAGAUAUUAGAACGUACUGUAUCAUCAUCAUCCCUUCACGCUAUUCAGAAAGCAUGCCAUCGCGAUCCUCUGCGAUGUACCGGUUCCUUCAAAGGCUGCUCAAGUAGUACUUGUAAACAAGACCCAAGAUUCUUCGAUGGCUAUGGCCCAACAGACUACAGACAGCUAGACAGAUCAGCCUUCCAAAUUGAAUCUUGUUCACGACAAUGUAGACUGAAGAACUCAGACAUGUGCCUGUUUAGACCAAGCCCCGGUCUGGAAUGCGGACGAUCUCGUUCCAAUUUAAGUUUAGAUGAGGGCAACUUCAACAAGACUUGUAAUGGUAGGCAUCCGGAGUUGUGAGAGUUCCGAAACUGUCCGGUUUUCGGGCAUAGAAGUAAUAGCAUAAGUAUGUAUCCAGGUGUGGAACAUUUUAAUUCAAAUAUAAAGUGGAAGUUUGACGAUUCGCCUGGUGUUGACGAUGACAUGCAAAAUUUAGAACAUAAUCUCGAUAGAAUACGCAGUUUAAGUCACGAGAGGAGUUUUAACGCGUACGGACUGAAAGAGAACGAUAAUUUAUUGGAGGUUGAAGUGAAUGAUAUAGUGGAGGACGACUCCGAUGAAAACAAAGACUACGGUAACGGUUGUGUUCAUGACAUUCAUGACGAAAAAAGUGAAUACAGUGCUCAUAAAUUCUCUCGUACUUCGUCGUUAUCUAAUAGAGAACUUGACGUUAUCAAAGAGAGCUCGAGGAGCUCCAGUGACACCGAAGUGACGUUAACGCGAUGACUUCCGAGGGUUACCUUUGACAAAGCGGUUAAUGUUGUUCAUUUGGAUUUAUCCCCGGAACAUAGACACCAAUGUAAACAAAAGUGUAUAUCGACAGUUAAAAGACAUCCCUAGUUGUUUGAUGGUUUAGAAGAGAAAUAUUAGUUUUAAGUACAUGUGGACCAGUAGCUUCGGGUCUGAUUUCUGUAAAUGAUUCAAUAGUGUGUGAAUGUGGUUUAUGAACGUCGAGGAACAUUGUGCCAAUAUUAUAGAUGUAGAACAUUGUGAGCUCCAACCUACCUCUUUGGGAGACACGAAUGGUUUUGUGUAAAUAAUUUUCCCUGAAGAAUAGUAUAUUGUAUAACGUUAAUAUUUAUACCGAGUAUGAAUAGAUACCGAGUGUUAACAAGUUUUAGUAUCAGAUCAAGUAAAGGAAGUUUUGUAUUUUUUGUAAUAGUGGAAUCGGAGUAUUAUGAAAUUGUAUUUAUACAUUAUAAUAAAAGAGAUUUUGUGUAUUUCUAAUUUUAAUGUCGUAUUAAAUUAGUUGAACUACUACUGUAUUUCUUUAUAACUUCAUGUAUUAAACAUUCACUGAUACAAAAUGUGAAUUUAUUCCGUAUGUAAAUAAUAAUAAGACUGUUUGAAGGGAAAUUCUUAAAGUUAUUCAGAUCGCACAAUACUUUUCUUCUAUACAUAAUGGAGUAUUAAUUAAUAAACAUUGUUGAUGUCUACUUAAAUGUUAAAUCAGCAAAC
Molecule: messenger RNA, 3118 nt
Organism: Helicoverpa armigera (cotton bollworm)
Lineage: Eukaryota; Metazoa; Arthropoda; Insecta; Lepidoptera; Noctuidae
Product: trace amine-associated receptor 1
Exons: 9
Coding region: 458-1960 (500 amino acids)
Biological process (GO): neuropeptide signaling pathway
Cellular component (GO): plasma membrane
Molecular function (GO): G protein-coupled peptide receptor activity
Source: RefSeq, a predicted model, not a curated record